This is a messenger RNA of Peronospora farinosa, 1116 nucleotides long. NCBI's taxonomy places the organism in Eukaryota, Oomycota, Peronosporomycetes, Peronosporales, Peronosporaceae. The record is from the annotation of a GenBank genome assembly.
AUGCUACGGGCCUUCGUCGCUCGCCGCAAAAGUCUCCUAUGUCGUCCACAGUUCACUUCAGACACUGCGUGUUGUAUGAUCCAAUACGUUAAAGUCUCUUCUACAUCCCACAUGUGGCAAAAUACUCAUGUUGAUGUGCGUUCGGGAGUUGUUUGGGUUCAAAAAGUUGUUCCAAGUUUAGAGACGUUUUUAUCGUUGGAGAACCAUUUGAUGAUCCCAUUGAAGUUUAUUGUACCUUUUGAAGACCCUGCAUGGCCACAAGAAGCUUGGGGGUAUCCACUAGGAAUGCAUUGCAAUUAUUUACGUGUGAGUAAACAACAAGGAAGAAAACUGCCAUUUUUUGCCGUCAAAGACUUGGAAAGACUCAAGUUUCCAUGGAAUAUGCGACAAUGCAGAUGGGACGUACUGGUACUGCCUUCUUUGCAGAACUAUUAUGAUAUUCAUGGUCAUACUGAUAUUCCUCAAAACUUUGUCGUCCCAAUGGGGCAUCACGAGUGGCCCGAAAUCCUUUGGAAUCUCCGACUUGGACAAAUUAUUAUGAGUAUCAAAUAUGCUGAUACGUAUAAACCACAACGAGACGCUUGUAUGGAUGAAUUACACAAGAUUCACUUUUCCACACAAUACUGGAAAGAACGAAUGUGGGAUUCCAAGAUUUUUCCGGCCUUGGAGACAUUUCGACGGGAAUUUGGACACUGCAAUGUGCAAUACAAGUUUGUCGUGCCGGACAGUGAGAACUGGCCACAGCAGACGAGGGGAGUGAGACUGGGAGCGAUUGUCGCGAAUAUGCGCUGUCGAGGCGAUUACGACGUUAUGGUGAAUCGAGACAAGGACAAGUUGAAGGCAAUUGGCUUUGUGUGGAGUCCAGAUGAUGAACGAUGGAGUAACAGAAUUCUGCCGGCACUUGAAACGUACAGCAAAGUAUACAAGUCAGGAUGGGUGCCUUUGGAGUUUACUGUCCCGGAGUCGGAACCUUGGCCUGAACAGACACGCGGAUUGAAACUCGGCAGAAUUUUCAUGAAAAUCCGACAAACGGGGUCGUACUCUUCGUACGUGGAAAGAGACAGAGAUCGUUUGGAUGCAAUUGGAGUCAACUUUAAGGCUCCCUACAAAAAAUGA